This is a messenger RNA of Tripterygium wilfordii, 570 nucleotides long. RefSeq lists its product as uncharacterized. The record is from RefSeq and is a predicted model, not a curated record. Bases 1 to 570 code for a protein of 189 amino acids. NCBI's taxonomy places the organism in Eukaryota, Viridiplantae, Streptophyta, Magnoliopsida, Celastrales, Celastraceae. The transcript has 2 exons.
AUGGCCAAGUGCUAUAUCUUAGCGUCUUUAUUGCCAGUCUUACAGAAACAACAUGAGAGCAUGCAGACAGCUGGAGACAUGAUCUUCAGUCUGCAAGAAAUGUUCCAACAAAGCACUCGUCCUGCAAGGCAGCAAGCGAUAAAGAAGUUGAUGAACGCCAAGCAGGCCGAGGGUACUCCCGUGAGAGAGCAUAUGCUCAAGGUCAUGGAGUACCUCUAUGAAGCCUUGGAUCUUGGUGCUGAAAUCGAUGGACAAACACAGAUGGAUAUGGUCUUGGAGACCUUGUCAAGCUCAUUCUCCCAGUUCAAGUUGAACUUCAACAUGAACAAGAUGGAGAUGUCUCUUCCAAUGCUUAUGAAGGAACUUCAAUCCGCUGAGCAGAUAAUGGGAAAGGAGAGGUCUUGUUUAGAAGGUAAAAUGACUAAGAGGUCGUUCAAGUCCAAAGGCCUUAGGGCUAAUGAUUUGCUUGCGUUGGUGCAUACAGACGUAUGUGGACCGAUGACGGUACAAGCCCGAGGAGGUUUUGAGUACUUCAUUACUUUUACUGAUGAUUACUCUAGGCAUGGAUGA